AGAGCAYCSUGGAAUGUUGCUGUGGAGCUGAAARGGGCUCUGGUAGGAGAGGAGCUCUGUGGAGUCAGCAGAGUUCAGACAUUAACCUUCAGUUCCACUGGCACCACAGCUGGGAAAGCAUUUCCUGCUGAAGAAGGUCUUGGCUUCAUCAGUUCUAGGAAAUGUGAGAACUACAAUAGAAAUGAAAGGGAAGGAAGCAAACAAAUACACAUCAUGAUGCAGUUGCAAAAUGAGCAGAGAUGAAGAGUUGAUUGCAGAGAGAAACUGAACAUCAGAAAGAGCAUGGGAAGAGAUGAAGAGGUCCAGAGGGGAGAGCAAGAGAGACAAAGAACUUUUCACUUGUCAUUCUUCUGGAUCUUGUACCCUCUCAUCAGCAAAUAUUGAUGUUGGUGUUGCUGUUUCCUUAUGGCYGAGGGGCUGUGGUCAGGAUGAAACCGGAGGAGGAAUCGAAGAGAGGAGAUAAGAAUCGGGCUGAAGCAAUAGAAGAGGAAGAGAGGAGCAGCCUGUGAGCACAGAGGGAACUUGCUGGCCCAGUGGCGAGGGGGCGAGGUCCCGGCAAGGCUUCAGCUCCCCUUGGCUGAGCAGUGACCCCCACGCUGCAAGGAGAGACAGGAGGCUCCUGGCUGAUCCCACCAGGCACCAGAAUCGUCACCACGAGGCUGUUGGGAAGCAUGGAGCUCUGGCUGGCUGACACCUUUCUGCCCCUGCUGCUCCUCACCUGCCUGCCAGCUGGAACAGUCAGUCAGCUGGCAGAUCGAGUCAUCACUGUGCAGUUCGAGAUUUGUUCRCAGAAUGUCACAGUGCAGAUGAAGUGGGAUGGACCUGAACGUGUGGAGGUGGAGAAUCAAACCAACAGUGUGGUUGUGGGAAAAAACAGUACAAAUCUCACCAACUCCUGCAUGUGUACAGCCCACACAGGAAUCCGUGUGUGUAAGGUCUUCAUCACAAGACCAAACUCAACAGACACUGGAAACAGCACACGAACACCAGAUUUCCGCUGUGACUCUGCAGGAUCUCAGACGGAUGUCACAGGAAACAUCUGGACAGGACUCAGCCUCCUCCUGUGCAUCCUCCUUGGCUUAGCGGUCGGGACGCUCCUUUACAUGCCGGUCAUUGGCUUCCUGCUGUGGCGGUGCAGAAGGAACAGAACAGGAGAGCUCUCAAGUGAGGAAGUGGUGGAGGGGAAUCAGGUCAGCACGGCAGCCCUGGUGACAGGGACCGAGGACCUGACCUAUGCCAACCUGAAGUUUGAGAAGAAGGGGACAGAACCUGCCUCCUCCAAUGUCAUUUACACUGAGAUCAAGCCAUCACAACAGAAGCAGAGUGGUGAUGGCAGUGCUGCCAGCACAGAGGUGAAUAUCUCCCCCAAGGAAGAGGGCAAAUGAAGGAGGGUGAGCAGCUUGUUGUCUGCCUGUCAGGCUCAUCCUCCUCAAAAACGAGGUGUUAGCUCAUACAGGAGUGCAAUCUUGGUGGCCAAAGCCAUCUAAUACCCCCGAGUGGCUGCACAGCCCUGCUUUGUGUUCCCCUGGAAGAAGCCAUGUCUCACGUUGAAGGACAGGGCUCUGGAGGCCAUUGUCCCCUUCUGCAGCUCCAAGCACUGCCAAACCUCAGCAACUCUUUUCACUGUCUCCAGUCCCUGACAAGCUCCUCUAGCUACUUGCUUGGUGUUUCAGGAGUGACACUGUACACUCUGUGGCCAACACAGUGUCCAGGAAGAGCUUGGUCCUGGACAUGCUAGGUGGCAUGGCUAUGAGAAACUGUAGAACAAUUUUCUGGAUUUUCCCUGGAGCAGGCACCUGCUGUGAUGUGGGUUGACUUUGCUCUGGUUCACUUACUUGAGAGAUAAGGAUGGAAAAGCAUUGCUUGCAUCAUAGAGGUGCUGCUGCAGUGAUUUGCUUUGUAUGGCAGUGGCUAGGUGGUUUGGUGGUGAAUACCCUUCUUGUGGGGAGAGCACUCUCUUUUGUGCCCUCUUUUAUUGAUACUGUUUCAUUUAUUGUCAGUUUUUUAGUAAAAUUAUGA
Malurus melanocephalus (red-backed fairy wren) is the source of this 2019-nucleotide messenger RNA. RefSeq lists its product as uncharacterized. The transcript is spliced from 7 exons. NCBI's taxonomy places the organism in Eukaryota, Metazoa, Chordata, Aves, Passeriformes, Maluridae. Bases 672 to 1385 code for a protein of 237 amino acids. The record is from RefSeq and is a predicted model, not a curated record.